AUGAGCUCCCCAACCGGCGCCGCCGCCUCCGCGGAGGCGCCGCGGACGGUGGCCUCGGCGGUGCUCCGCAUCCAGAUGGCGCUCCUCGACGGCGCCGCGGCGUCCAACGAGGCGCUCCUCCACGCGGCCGCCUCCGCGCUGCUCUCCCGCGCCGACUACGACGACGUCGUCACCGAGCGCACCAUCGCGGACGCCUGCGGCAACCCCGCGUGCCCCAACCCUCUCCCCUCCGCCGCCGCCUCCGCGACGGGGCCCCGCUUCCACAUCGCCCUCAGCGAGCACCGCGUCUACGACCUCGAGGAGGCGCGCAAGUUCUGCUCCGAGCGCUGCCUCGUCGCCUCCAAGGCCCUGGCCGCCUCGCUCCCGCACGACCGGCCCUACGGGGUCCCGCUCGACCGCCUCGCUGCGGUCGUCGCGCUCGUCGAGGGCGCCGCCGCCGCCGCCGCCGUCGGGGACGGGAGCGGGUUAGGGUUUCAGGGCGUGGAUGGGAGGAACAAGGACGAGGGAAGGAAGGUGGAGAUCAAGGAGAAGGAGGUCGCCGGAGCUGGGGAGGUCUCGCUGCAGGACUGGAUUGGGCCCUCCGAUGCCAUUGAGGGUUAUGUGCCGCGCCGUGACCGCAGUGCCCAAGGGCAAAAGCCACAGCCUCAGCAGAACAAAGUUGCUGGACCUGAGCUGUCCAGAACUGAAAUUGUGGAUUCUAGGACUGCUGCUCCUGGUGAAGAUGGCAUGACAAGUUCACCUUCAUUGGUUGAAAAACACAUGAGCGCCAAAAAGAAGAAAAAUAAAACCCCAUCAAAGAUGUUGGAGCAAGAGGAAGAUAACAGGAUGCUGUCAUCUUGCAUAUCUGAUUCCAUUGCAAAGCAGCUCGAGGAUGUAGUUUUGGAAGAGAGAAAAGGCAGUAAGAAAAAUAAAGCGAGUAAAGCAUCAUCGAGGACACAGAAGAGUAAGUCUAGAAAAAGGCCUGCUGGAAGCGAUGGCCAUGAGGUGGACUUUACGAGUACCAUCAUUAUUGGGGAUGCUUCGACAAACAGGGAGGAAAGUGCUAUGAAUCAGUAUAACUACUUGUCAAGUUCUGUAUUGGUAGACAAUCAUCCCUCAUCAUCUCAAUCUUCAGCAAAAGAUUCAACGCAAGCUUAUGCUGAACAACUGUCUGAAAGAUUCAGUGAAGCAAUGAACAUUGGAAAUGAUGAGACAACUGAUGAAAAGAUGAGGCCUGCAUUGAAGUCUUCGUUGAAAGUUACUGGGUCUAACAGCGGUAGACAGUCUGUUACAUGGGCAGAUGAGAAUGGAAGUGUCCUAGAAACAAGCAAAGCAUAUGAAAGCCCUUCAAGUAGCAUAAAACAACCCGAGGAUGUCAUAGACAGUUCACUAAGGCGUGCAUCUGCAGAGGCAUGUGCUGCAGCACUUAUUGAGGCAGCAGAAGCUAUUUCUUCAGGCACAGUAGAAGCAGAAGAUGCAGGUGAGCAUUUUCAAAGGCUGGAAUCAUCAUUCUGCCUGGUGCUUAACCAGAAAGAAUAUGACAAUGCCAAAAACACUGCCGGAGAUGAUGACCCUGAGAUAGAUAGGGAUGUUAUCAAGUGGCCUAAGAAACCUGUACUUCUGGAUACAGACAUGUUUGAAGUUGAUGAUUCUUGGCAUGACAUGCCUCCAGAAGGUUUUAGUCUAACUGGGUUCAGUGGAAGAGUUGUUGAUUGCCAAUGGGAGGAAUAUCCUGAGAAGAUAGUUCUGAAGGAUGGGCUCUCAUCGGAGAUUAGAAGAGCUCUAGAUUCUUGCGUUUGUAACGCUGUGCCAGUACUCGUAUCAAACUUGAGGUUGCAGAUCCCGGUUUCAAAAUUGGAGAUUACUCUGGGCUACUUGAUUGACACAAUGUCGUUUGUUGACGCCCUGCCUUCUCUGCGAUCAAGGCAGUGGCAGGCUGUGGUUCUGGUAAUGCUUGAUGCGCUCUCUGUUCACCAGCUUCCUGCCCUUGCUCCAGUCUUUUCAAAUUCAAAGCUUGUGCAAAAGAUGUUGAAUGCUGCUCAGGUUAGCAGAGAGGAGUAUGACUCCAUGGUGGACCUGUUUCUCCCUUUUGGAAGAUCCGUCCUGGCAGCCACACCCAUGUAG
Molecule: messenger RNA, 2103 nt
Organism: Miscanthus lutarioriparius
Lineage: Eukaryota; Viridiplantae; Streptophyta; Magnoliopsida; Poales; Poaceae
Source: the annotation of a GenBank genome assembly